Didymodactylos carnosus is the source of this 1335-nucleotide messenger RNA. NCBI's taxonomy places the organism in Eukaryota, Metazoa, Rotifera, Eurotatoria, Philodinida, Philodinidae. The record is from the annotation of a GenBank genome assembly.
AUGGAUGAUAAAAUGGAUGAUUCUUGGGGAGCAAAUAACUCGAGGGCGAAUGUAUCUGAAAUGGAUAUUUCGCCAGCUCUGACUCCAAAUACGGCAAUAUUUCCGGACAAUAAUUUCGAAUUACCGGAGGCAGCCUUGUGUAAAGUAUUAGAUCUAACAAGCGUGAACAAACCAUCUAGAACUCUCGAAUCUCAUCCGAAAUAUGAGCCAACAAAUUCUGGUCAGUUUCAGAAUUACAUCGCAUCUACGCCACGAGCAGACACCGAUCGAUCUACAGUUGAUUACAGUUUGAUGUCAUCACCAUUUUGUGAACAUCCACAACAGAUUAAACACCGUAAAACGGUACCUGAAUAUGAACCAGAAACAACAAAAAUUACAGAAAUCGCUGAAAAACCGAUGAUGACUGUUCGUCCAAAACGAACAAGUUUAUUUCGUUCAUUCAUAUUCUGCAUUCCAUUCCUAUUUAUUUUUGUUUUCAUUGGACAACAUGUGAUGCAACAAGAAAAGUCCAUUGACCAAUCAUUAAUAUGGAAAAAUACAACUGAUUAUAUUCGACGAGUCGUCGUUGGGCAAGAUGUUAGUUUGAACAAAUUAAUAACAAUAAUUCAUAGACAUAGUCAACAUGACAAUAGUUUUACACAUGUUCUUAUUCAAGGUCCCACCGGAACUGGGAAAUCGUAUUUGGCUAAUACCUUUACCAAAUUUCUUCCAACUACUAUUAUAUCUGUGAAUGAUUUAUUAUUACUAACACCAUCAAAAAAGCAAAAUUCCAAUUUAAAAUCUGAUUAUUUACUAUCGUAUUUACUAUCAAAUUUACCAUCUACAUCAGCACAUAUCGUUUUAAUUAUUGAUGAUCUGGACUUAUUCACAACUAGUGAACAAUGUUUGAAUCUAGCCAAAGCUAUUCGGUUAUUAACAAAACAUUAUGACGAUAAUGAAAACGAAGAAGAAACCAGUUUAUUUAUCAUGUUUAUUAUGACGAAAACAGCAAUAUCUGCAGAUGGACGUGAAAAAGUUUUUGUAUUCAAAUUUUUCUAUUCAAGACAUGGUCAGCAAGCAAUAGAUGAGAAAAAUGAACAAUGUCAUUAUUAUUUAAAACAAGAAUUAUCAACAUUAGAAACAAUUGAAUUUGAAUUAUUAAAACGUGAACAUAUUCAAAAAUGUAUUGAAACACAAUCUUAUAUUCAAAAUUUACAUUUGAAUGAUCAUCAAAUUAAUUCCAUUUUGAAUUCACUACCAUACAUAACUAAAGAUAAUAUUUUCUAUAGUCAGACUGGUUGUAAACAAAUUCCUGCCUAUCUUUUAAUGCAAUCAAAUAGAACGAUGAAACAAUAA